CCAGGCCACAGGAUGAUUCCGGGAGGCUUCAAGGUUCCUGGAGUUCACCGCCACUGACUUCAGCCAGCAAGUGCAAAAGCACUCUUGGCUGCCUCAGCUGCAACCUGCGGCAGUUUUUCCUUCAGUUUAAAGCUUAGAAGAAUUGUGCACCAGGGGCUCCUCCAGCUCUUCCCAGACCCGAGCUGUGCAGCUCCCUCUCUGGGUUCUGCGUAGUGAAAACAUCCUUCAGCCUGCAGCUUCUGUUGCCAGCCUGAAGUCUCCUGAUAUAUAAGAGCUCCGAGAUGAAGUCUCCUCAGAAAAUCCUUAUGACUGCUCCUCUAUUUUUUCUCCUGACCCUUCACACCUUGGUCUCUUCGGGCUAUGACAACUGGACUGACAGCAGACACUCCAAUAGCCAUUACUGCAUAGGGUGUGUGCUGGUGGUGUCUAUCAUUGAACAGUUCACUCAAGUUCACAACUCGACGGUCCAGACCUCAAUGGAGAGACUGUGCAGCUACUUGCCUGAAAAACUAUUCUUGAAGACCACUUGCUAUUCAGUGGUACAUAUAUUUGGACCAGACAUCAUAAAACUAUUCAGAGCAAAUAUGAAUGCUGAUGUGGUAUGUCACACCCUGGAGUUUUGUAAACAGGAUCCUGGCCAACCCUUGUGUCACCUCUAUCCCCUUCCCAAGGAGGCAUGGAAAUUUACACUUGAGAAGGCCAGACAGAUUGUCAAGAAAUCCCCAGCUCUGACAUACUCCAGAAGUGGUUCUGAUAUUUGUUCACUCCCAUUUUUGGCCAAGAUCUGUCAGAAGAUUAAACUAGCUAUACAAAAUUCUGUGCCAUUUGAAGAUGCAGAUUCAGACAAAUAUAGUGAUUUCCCAACACUGCGAGGCUUUCACUGGCGAGGGAGAGAUUGCAACGACAGCAACAGGAUGGCAUACCCAGGCAGAAGGCCAGACAACUGGGACUCGUAUCAAGAUUCAAACUGUAAUGGCAUUUGGGGUGUUGAUCCUAAAGAUGGAAUCCCAUACGAGAAGAAAUUCUGUGAAGGUUCACAGCCCAGGGGAGUCAUUUUGCUGGGAGACUCAGCUGGGGCUCAUUUCCACAUCCCUCCUGACUGGAUCACAGCUUCGCAGAUGUCUUUGAAAUCCUUCUUCAAUUUACCAAUAGCUCUUACCAAUGAGCUUGACUGGCCCCAGCUAUCUGGUACUACUGGAUUUCUGCACUCCACCAGCAGAAUUAAAGAAAACUCUAUUUACCUUCGUUUACGGAAAAGAAACCACUGCAGUCACAGGGACUAUCAGAAUAUUUCCAAAAAUGGUGCAUCCUCCCAAAACCUGGAGAGAUUUAUAGAAAGUUUAUCUAGGAACCAGCUGUUGGACUAUCCAGCCAUUGUCAUAUAUGCCAUGAUUGGAAAUGAUGUCUGCAGUGGGAAUAUUGAUCCUCUCCCAGAAAUGACCACUCCUGAGAAAUUGUACUCCAAGGUCAUGCAGACUCUGCAGUAUCUAGAUUCCCACCUGCCAAACGGCAGUCAUGUUAUUUUACAUGGCUUACCAGAUGGAAGAUUUCUCUGGGAUCAUUUGCAUGACAGAUAUCAUCCUCUUGGCCAGCUCAACAAGGACGUGACCUACGCGCAUUUCUACUCCUUCCUGAACUGUCUCCAGGUCAGCCCCUGCCACGGCUGGAUGUCUUCCAACAAGACGCUGCGGAAUCUUACUUCAGAGAGAGCAGAACAACUCUCCACAACGCUGAAAAAAAUUGCAACCAGUCAGAAAUUUAUGAACUUCGACCUUUUCUACUUAGAUUUCGACUUCCCAGAAAUUGUGAAGAAGUGGCAAAAGAGAGGUGGGCAGCCCUGGCAGCUCAUUGAACCCGUGGAUGGAUUUCACCCUAAUGAGGUGGUUUCACAGCUGUUUGCAGAUCUCUUCUGGGAGAAGAUGCAGCGCCAGUGGCCCCAUGUCCUGGGAAAGGAGAAUCCAUUCAAUCCCCAGAUUGAGCAGGUGUUUGGAGACCAAGGCGGGCACUGAGGCCCCAAGGACAUGUGCUUCUGGGGAGGCAGCAACUUGGGGAGACACUUCUAUUUUGUCCAGGCACCAGCAUGAACCAUAUCUCGCAGUCAUCGUAUCCAUGAUUGGAAGACCUUACCCCGGACUAGCUCCCAGCUUUGUGCGGUUUGCACCUCAUUUCUCCUCCAUGAUCCACAUUCUUCCCAUGCCAGGAGCUGUAGUACGCUUUCUCCUCCUGUGAUCUGACCGCUAGCCCUGCACUUUGUCCCCAUGCUGGUGGACAAUAGGAGCGUACCUGCAAGUCCUUCCUGCCCCAGGAUGGCUGGCAGUAACCUGCACAGAGCUAACAGCUAACCACAUACAUAGUGCAACCUAAAUGGAUCUCCAUUUCACCUUCCCCAAAAUUCCCAUGGCUUUUCCAGAGCCACGGAUAAAAGGGAAAUUGUGACAGAGAUGAAGGAGUUGUGUUUAAAAUAUCUUACUUUUGCCAAUUUUACAAAGCAUAGGACCCUGUGAACUCAUUGCUGGGGCCCCUUCCAGGGCUUUGGAAGAAACUCUAAAACUUAAUCUUUCUUAGACUUAUGGUAAAUCCAUCUCUGCUCACAAGAUUAAUCUGCCAGGUUUGUGUGAGCUUCAGUUUGGGGGGCCAACACACUUAAAAUAUUGUCAAUCCAUUAAUUUCUGCCACCUGAGUCAGAUCCUUGGCUCAGAAUGACCAGCAUAUGUCCCCAGGAGGUAGAUCAGCAGGGGACCAACAAGCUCUCAUGAGGCUGCUUGUUUGAAGCAGGAAAUACAAACUUGGAGAAUAAAUUAAAGAUGUGAGGUGUUGGUCUGUGGUGGUGGUUUAGUUGCUAAGUCGUGUCCAACUCUUGCGACUCCAUGGACUGGAGCCCACCAGGCUCCUCUGUCCAUGAGAUUUUCCAGGCAAGAAUACUGGAGUGGGUUGCCAUUUCCUUCUCCGGGGGAUCUUCCAGACCCAGAAAUUGAACCCAGGUCUCCUGCAUUGCAGGCAGAUUCUUUACUGGCUGAACUAUGAGGGAACUUGGGGAAUAGAUUAAAGAUGUGAGGUGUUGGGCUGUGGACACCUGUUAUACCUGUCUCCUCCUGGUUCUGAUGUUUCAACAUUUCAUCUUACUUCUGAGCACUAAAAUACCAACACUCGUGUUGUUUUGUUAUUGUUUUUUUUAAAUCUGAAAUCUAAAUCAUUCAGUCUCAAAAUAUACCCAGAGAACACUGCACUAAAAUUUUGUAUUCCUUUAGAAAGAAUUCUAUUCAAUCCCCUCUGUUUAAAAUGCUUCCAAGUUAAUGCAUUGCUAUUCUAAUUUUUAUUUCCCAGAGUACCAGUGAAGUUGAUCAUCUUAUAUUGCUUUUGCUGUUGUUGGGGGCAUGCAGAAUUCAUUUUAGGCCUUGAUCUUUUUACAGAAGGCCCUGAAGGAAUAGAGUUAUUUUAUUGGGGUAAACUAGAAGGGGGUAUAGGGAGAUUUAGAGGGUCCAGGGAGGGAGUUCCCAGGGAAGACUGAUCUGAGUCUGAUCACCUCCUGUCUCCCACUCCAGAUGUCAUCUUUGUCCUUGCUCCUUAUUCCUAUUUAAAUUCUCUUAGAGACUGAACUCCCACCUUAGGGAUUAUUUAACCAGUUCCAUCUUUCUCAUUCCCCAUGUGAACCAGUUCAGAUGGGAGAAUGGAGGCCCUUGGGUUCUGAGCCCUGGCCUCCUUCCUAGCACAGCAACAAGAAACCAUAGGAUGAGAGAAGAUGAUACUCCUUUCUCACAAAUACUGCACAAAAUAAAUACUAGGUAUCACUACUGUCUCCACAAGAACUGGACUCCCAAGUCAGGCCCACCCUCCUGGAUUGGGAGUCCAGAGUGAGGCAUGUCCACUUAGGGCUCCAUUUUCUAUCCUCCAGUCUAGACAUGUUCUUUCUUUGAGAUCCAACUAUGGCUUUCUCUCUGGUUUGGGGAUAUCCUGUCCUUGUAAGGUGUUGUGUGCACUUCUGAUGACUUCUGAGUGUCCAGAAUUUAUCGUGGAGCCAUGGGGGACAGCUUCUAUCCCAUAUUUCUGUACUGGUGCCCCUUGAGCUACUAUCAUCAGCCUCCAGUUUUUCAGAAUCGUAGUGUGUGAAUGCUGCCCUCUGAGAGGCACCCUCUUUAUUGGGGUAGCUUGCACCCCCUCCAUGCCCUUCCCCCAGCCUGGAGUGACCUCCUAGAGACAAGCACCUGAACCUGAACAGAAGCUCCAGGAGAUGAGAACCUGGCCAGUCAGGCUCACUCUGUAUCCACAGGCCUACAACAAUACCUGUCCAUGAAGAGGUGCUCGAUAAGUACUACUGAGUGAAAGAAUGAAUGAGAUAUUAGAGUUGCUUUCCAGGAUACACUUCCUUAUAUCUUGCUAUUAGGCAAAAAAAAGGAGCGUUUUUUCUGCCCCAUUUGAGUUAGUUCCAUUGAAUCACACUGCUUAUGGUGAGAAAGGUAAAAAAGAAAAGCAAUCAACACAGGGAAUGCUUUCCUUUCUGGGCUCCCUUGGUGGAGAGGCAUGAUCUUCAUCUAAACACCCCAAUACUAUAUUGUCAUUUGUUUCUCCUUUGUUCAGA
Molecule: messenger RNA, 4576 nt
Organism: Dama dama (fallow deer)
Lineage: Eukaryota; Metazoa; Chordata; Mammalia; Artiodactyla; Cervidae
Gene: AOAH
Product: acyloxyacyl hydrolase
Exons: 23
Coding region: 282-2009 (575 amino acids)
Biological process (GO): negative regulation of inflammatory response; lipopolysaccharide catabolic process
Molecular function (GO): calcium ion binding; acyloxyacyl hydrolase activity
Source: RefSeq, a predicted model, not a curated record